Acytostelium subglobosum LB1 is the source of this 2574-nucleotide messenger RNA. RefSeq lists its product as hypothetical. The record is from RefSeq and is a predicted model, not a curated record. The transcript has a single exon. Lineage: Eukaryota; Evosea; Eumycetozoa; Acytosteliales; Acytosteliaceae. Bases 1 to 2574 code for a protein of 857 amino acids.
AUGCAUCAUCAACAACAGCAAGCUAGAGUGUCAUUCCUGACAGUGUUCAGGAGCACUGUAAUCAGGGGACAGAUCUUUGAACAACGCAGAGAUAUACAGGUUGGAGCUCAGAGAUCGCUAUCAGCCUGUAUCAUCCAUGGCAGGAUUGCAUUGUUUAUCAAGCUCUUUGAUGAGCUUGCUGAUGUCAUCGAGGAGAGAGUAUUGUCAUCACCACCAUCAUCAGCUCUAUUGAGCGUGGAUACGACAAUUGUGGCACCUAGAAGGGGCAUCGCCAUGAAGGUGCAACCCAGAAAGCUGAACCUGCCAAGAAUCGCGACGAUACAGGAUCGAUACGAUCAGGAGAGGAAUGCGAGCCUGCUGUUGAAUAGAUACCUGGAUGCACUGGAUGAGGAGCCAGGAUCGUUGCACAAGCUGUUGAUGCUGGCUGUCCAGCACCAGAAUCGUCAGAUAUUCCAAGUGCUCUUUGAUCACAACAUCAAGAUGAACAAUGCACAUCACAACGUUCUGACGACCGAUGCACUCAAUUCAACGUUGGCGAGCAAUGACACCGAGUUCCUCUCGUAUCUUCUGAUCAACUGCACCUGUGAUCGUGUUGCACACGGCAAGCAUCUCAUCGAUAUCACCAAGAUCGGCUGGAGGACACUGGUCGACUUCAAGAUGUUCAACUGCCUCAUGGACCACAUCCACCUGUUCCACUUCUCGUCCCGUGAUCUCAUCCACUGGAAAGCAUCGGAACAGUUCAUCAAGUCGAUUGGAUCGACCGAGAGUGCACUGGAGUUCAUCACCUCUGUUGGGCUUCUCUUCCACUGCAUCGAUCGCACAAAUGUCAUACAGAUCGUCCAGUCAACAUUGCUGCACUACUUCAGUAUGGAUCUGCUCGAGAACAUCAAUCGAACACUGCCAGAGCUCCUUCAAGAUGGCAGUCUCGCACCCGUUGUCUGUCGCUCCCUCUCGAACUACCUCACCUUUGUGGCAUUGAAGAUGAAGCUAGACAAUGUUGGCAUUGGCACCGCUGACAUUGUCCGCAAUGGCGUGAUCAAUGGAGACUUGCAACUGGUGCAAUAUGUUCACGCCGAGUGUGUCCAACUGGGAACACCGUUCAUCGUUGGAUUGGAUGCGAUUCCGAAAGCAUUGGAACAAGGCCAUUUGGAGAUUGUCCUGUACCUGUUGGAUCACUGUGACGAUGCCAACGAGAGACAGUGUUGGGUCCACACGAUUGACCAGUCGAUACAAUCGAUCAAGCUCAUUCAACGCCUGAUCUCUCAUCCAAACAUCAACAUCGCACUCGAUGGCGAGGCAUUGCUCAAAGAACUGAUUCGGUCUGAUCGCAUUGAGCUGUUUCAAUUCUUGGACAACCAUUUAUCUCAGCAGCAACAGCAACUUACAUAUCUCGAAUGUGAUCAUAUUCUCGGUGCCAUCAGCUCAUCAACAUCACUUUCUCCUGGCGCCACUGCAUCGAUGGUGCGCACCUUUCUCGCUAAUCAUCCCAAUGCAUUUGCCAUCGAUAGCGGUUACACAUUGUGCUCAUUUCAGUACCUGCUCAACGAUGCAGUCAGAGAAUACAUCAUUGAGAGUGUGCCAGCGCAACAUCGCCCCCUCACUUUGGACGACCUGGCCAUAUGCAUAUGGAGCAUGGGCCGUGAGCAUGAAGACGCCAAUAUCCGAUUGGAUUUGCUUCAAGGACUCCUGAACAGCGACAUCAUCAGUCCUGUAUACCGAUCGAAUAGUCGUGUCUAUCCAAUCGACCAGGCCAUCUCAAACAAAUGUUAUGAGAUGGUGCAGCCACUGUGCAACAAGUAUCCAAGAAUAUGUCUCUAUACUUGCGAUAUCUUCCCCGAUUUGGCUAGGCAUGGCAAGCUCGAGAUACUCCAACUUCUCCUCAAUCGCAAAAGGCAGUCCGUCCCGUCACACACGAUGUCAUAUGGGCACGAACACUUGGAUAUCGUUCGUUAUCUCCUCGAUCAGCCAUAUGUGUGCUCGUCUGACGUCUCACAAACAAUACUCGAUGCGUCAACCAAUGGAGUCCUGGAGACAGUGGAGUAUCUGACAACACACCGAACAGAGGCCACCACCACCGAAGCAAUGGAAAAAUCAGCUUCCAAUGGACAUUUGGAUGUUGUCACCUUCUUACACCACAAGCGAACUGAAGGCCGCACAUCCAGAGCCUACUCUGGUGCGGCCGCUGGUUCUCAUACACAAGUCUUUGAGUUCCUCCUCUCGAUGUGUCAAAUGGAACAUCACUGCACACCGGAAAACAUGGCAAACCUAAUCAUCGAUGCAUUGCUCUCUGGCAGUCACGAUAUUCUUCACAUGAUUAUCCAAUAUGAGCGACAGUUGGCAGCUGGAACAGAGCAGACGAGAUGGGAGGAGAUCCAUCAGAGUCUAGUGGGCGGCAGCCACACUCAUAUUCGCAAGACCUUGGCCAAGUGCGUCCAAAACAACUGGCACCAAUGCUUACGGCUCCUAUUCGACACGUUUGACAUGCCAACGUCGCUCAUCGAGUUCACACUCAACCAAUCAAUCAGCCAUGGACAACUUCAUCUGGUGGCGCACCUGCUCAACAACCUGAGCUGA